This is a messenger RNA of Danio aesculapii, 1203 nucleotides long. RefSeq names its product nuclear receptor subfamily 2, group E, member 1 (gene nr2e1). The record is from RefSeq and is a predicted model, not a curated record. NCBI's taxonomy places the organism in Eukaryota, Metazoa, Chordata, Actinopteri, Cypriniformes, Danionidae. Gene Ontology annotation, molecular function: nuclear receptor activity; RNA polymerase II cis-regulatory region sequence-specific DNA binding; zinc ion binding. Gene Ontology annotation, biological process: negative regulation of transcription by RNA polymerase II; anatomical structure development; cell differentiation. The coding region runs from base 13 to 1203 and encodes 396 amino acids. The transcript has 9 exons.
GUGGUCUUCAAUAUGAGCAAGCCUGCUGGUUCAACAAGUGGUUGUCUGGAUAUUUUAAAUGUCAAAUCCAGUCGGAUUCUGGAUAUUCCGUGUAAAGUAUGUGGAGACCGAAGUUCUGGAAAGCACUACGGUGUUUAUGCGUGUGAUGGAUGCUCGGGAUUUUUCAAGAGAAGCAUAAGGAGAAACAGAACGUAUGUCUGCAAAUCUGGCACACAGGGCGGCUGUCCAGUUGACAAGACACACAGAAAUCAGUGUCGCGCCUGUCGCUUGAAAAAAUGUCUAGAAGUGAAUAUGAAUAAAGAUGCUGUGCAGCACGAAAGGGGACCGAGGACAUCAACUAUUCGAAAACAGGUGGCACUCUAUUUCCGAGGGCAUAAAGAGGUGAACGGUUCGUCGACCCAUUUCCCAUCCACGUCUAUCCCGGGGCCGCCGUUUUUCACUACAGUCACACAGCUGGAGCCUCACAAUCUGGAGUUAAACACGGUCACAAGCACACCGGAAAGACAGGCGAUUGUGGGACUUGCCCAGCCCACACCAAAGUACCCUCAUGAAGUUAGCGGCACCCCUAUGUACCUGUAUGAAGUGGCGACCGAGUCGGUGUGCGAAUCAGCCGCGCGUCUGCUCUUCAUGAGCAUUAAAUGGGCCAAGAGCGUUCCUGCCUUCUCCACACUCCCUCUACCUGAUCAGUUGAUCCUUUUAGAAGAUGCAUGGAGAGAACUGUUCGUGCUGGGCAUUGCGCAGUGGGCCAUUCCAGUAGACUCCAGUACCCUCCUAGCUGUUUCAGGAAUGAACACCGAGAACACAGAUUCCCAGAGGCUCAACAAAAUAAUUUCGGAGAUCCAGGCGCUGCAGGAGGUCGUGACGCGCUUCAGGCAGCUCAGGCUGGACGCGACUGAGUUUGCUUGUCUCAAGUGCAUAGUCACAUUCAAAGCAGUUCCAACACACAGUGGCUCGGAACUGAGGAGCUUUCGCAACGCGAGUGCCAUUGCAGCACUUCAAGACGAAGCCCAGCUGACUCUUAACAGCUACAUUCACACCAGGUACCCCACUCAGCCAUGUCGCUUUGGGAAACUGCUGUUGCUCUUGCCUGCUCUACGUUCAGUCGGUCCAUCCACCAUUGAAGAGGUGUUCUUCAAAAAGACCAUUGGAAACGUUCCCAUCACACGACUGCUCUCCGACAUGUACAAAUCCAGCGAUAUAUGA